Macrosiphum euphorbiae (potato aphid) is the source of this 315-nucleotide messenger RNA. NCBI's taxonomy places the organism in Eukaryota, Metazoa, Arthropoda, Insecta, Hemiptera, Aphididae. The record is from the annotation of a GenBank genome assembly.
AUGUCAAUGCUUAGUUCUAAUCCAGAGUAUCAAGAACCCGUUAAAACAGUGUUAAAUGGUAGGAAACAAACAAAGACUAACAAAAGAAAAGAAAAACAAAUGAUAAAAAACUGUAUAACUUCAAAUUGGAUAUUUUUAAAAAACUGUGGUCACAAAGAAAAUAACCAAAAUGCUGGUUGUAAAAUUUAUGAACUAUCUGUUGAGGAGGUAUAUGCAUUCAGGAAAAAUCUUUCAGACCUAAUAAACAAAAUAGAUCAGGACAAAUUUAUUCUAACCAUGAUAUCAAUUUCACUUCCAACUAGAACUGAUCGUCAU